Molecule: messenger RNA, 525 nt
Organism: Penicillium daleae
Lineage: Eukaryota; Fungi; Ascomycota; Eurotiomycetes; Eurotiales; Aspergillaceae
Product: GNAT family N-acetyltransferase
Exons: 2
Coding region: 1-525 (174 amino acids)
Biological process (GO): protein acetylation
Molecular function (GO): N-acetyltransferase activity
Source: RefSeq, a predicted model, not a curated record
AUGGCCGACCAACCUACUAUCCGCCUCGCGACGGCAGAGGACGUCCCAAUCAUCCUCCAAUUCAUCCGCGAACUGGCCGACUACGAAAAGGCCCUGCAUGAGGUCGAAGCCACCGAAGAAUCCCUCCUCGCCACCCUCUCCUUCCCCAAUGACCCGCCCAAGCGAGGCUCCGUCUACACGGCCCUAAUCAUCCCCCCGCCCACCGCCGCCAACCCGUCCCCGAUCCCCGUCGGCAUGGCCCUCCACUUCUACAAUUAUUCGACCUGGCGCUCCGCACCGGGCAUUUACCUCGAGGACCUUUAUGUCCAGCCCGCUGCGCGGGGUAACGGCUACGGCUUCAAGUUGCUGAAGUACCUGGCGAAGCAGGUGUUGGAGGUCAAGGGCCGCCGGUUGGAGUGGAGCGUGCUGACGUGGAAUACGCCGAGUAUUGAGUUUUAUAAGCAGGUUGGCGCGAAGCCUAUGGAUGACUGGUUGAAGAUGAUGCUGGAAGGGCCGGCGUUGGAGAAGUUGGCUGAGGGUGUGUAG